Molecule: messenger RNA, 1095 nt
Organism: Aspergillus affinis
Lineage: Eukaryota; Fungi; Ascomycota; Eurotiomycetes; Eurotiales; Aspergillaceae
Product: heme-dependent oxidative N-demethylase family protein
Exons: 3
Coding region: 1-1095 (364 amino acids)
Source: RefSeq, a predicted model, not a curated record
AUGAAUAUCUUGUCAUGGAUUGCGCUUACGCUGUGCUUUGUCACCCUCGUUAUCGUCAAAGUUCGGUCAAUAUGGUCCCGAAAACCCACGCCGCGCACAAGUUGCAGUGACCUGAAGCGCAUAGCGCCCUACCCAGCUCAACCCAUCAAAGGACGAGAGAGAUACCGGGUAAUGAUGGACGUGCGCAGGCUGGACGUGGAGAACUGGCUCACCGUCGACAAGAACUACAUGGACGAGCACCAGAUCCGGAGCCAAUUGUUGCGGGAGGAGAAGCAGAAGGUGCUGCAGUGUUUGCCGGAAUCAUACGAGGCGUGUCUGGAGGCAUUGGAGGAAGUGGUCGAUUUCCUCUGCCAACGAUUCUCGGAUAUGUUCGAACGGAAAAAGUCCGGCGACGAGACGACCAUCCAUAAUAAGAUGACCGGGGAGACGUUUGUCUAUGGGGGCCAGAAUCGAGAUGUGGAUCCGUUGGAAAUCGCUGUGCGAUUGACCAUGGAGGACCUGAGUAUUCUGAUGAAGAAUGCGGACGAUGAGUAUUACCUGGCCGCCAGCGCAAGUCUAUUCCCGGUAGGAUGGACGGUGCAGGAACGAAUUGGAUGGACGAUCUCGCGACUACACAACCCAGUUCCGUUAUGGCACCAGCAGGUUGCCAAUUCUGUCAGCAAAUUUCUCAUUCGCCUAACACCCUCGUCCCCCAUGGAACGAUCCAACUACUUCGUCGAGGUGAAACGCCCCGGCGAAGACCUCUUCGAGAUCCUCUACCGUCCGACCACACUAUCGGAGGACAACCCGAACCCAUCACCGCAGGACAUCGUCAUCCGACGGGAGCGCCAGACUUUCCGCCGCCUUCCCCGCACGGGGACGAUUGUGUUCGGCGUCAAGACGAUUUUGACGACGCUAGACGAGUUGCCGAUGCAGGAGUUGCAGAACCUGGCCAAGGAGAUCCGGAGUUGGCCGGAUUACGUGGGUGAGUACAAGGGGGCAGAGGUCUGGGGGGCCAAAGCGCUGGAGUUCUGCGAAUGGAAGAGCCAAAUGCAGCAGCGGAAGGAAGCAGAGGAGAUGAAAGAGAAGGAGAAGAAGGAGACGUUGGAGGUGUAA